UCGUAUAGAAAAGAGUUUUUUAUUUUUAAAUCGAAAAAGUGAUAAUUGAUAAACGCAUUCAAAUAUGACACCGAUUAAUUUUUCUAGUGAAAUAACAAUUUUACUUGAAUCGGUAUUGAAUGAAGUGCCGUAAAAAAUGGAGUGUAAAAACACCUCAUAGACAGUUUGACGAGAAGAAAGACUCAAACAACUUAGUGUCUGUUGCAUCAUCAUCACACGACCAACAUCACCGGGAUUCGGUUAAUCGGGGUUAAUUCUGUGUUUGCGGUACGUUUCGCGUUUGAAUGAUGCUCGUGUUUUGAGUUGAUUGUUGACGACAACCACAUCUACAGCAACCACAACGACAACAACGACGAUAAUAAAAUUAAUAAAAAAAAAGCGCAGUGUACAUUAUAACAAAACGAAAAAAAAAAAUACAAAUAAAAGCGAAGACGUUUUUUUAAGCGUUGUUAAUUCAUCCUGCACGUAUUUGGAUCGCUAAUUUCAGCGUAGAUGAAAGAAAACAAUGGACAUUUUUCACAUUGAUACGGCAUCGUUAGGCACAACACGAACCAAUGGUGCACUCAUUGAUGAUGUUACAAAUGAUCAAAUACCCCAAGUCAGUUUUGACGGUGGUCCGGAAUUCAAUUUAAAUUUUUUCGACAGUCCCGACGAUUCAAACACCGGUUACAGUGAUCCUGGUUCGGUUGAUUCAACAAUUGGCAUAUCUGUAUCGCCACCACCACAACCGUUGACCAGCAGCAGUACAUCGUCCACACCACAAGCAACAUUCACAUCACCGCCAAAUUUUUCAUGCAACAUUGAUCAAUCGUUUGCCGGAACCGACAUCAAUAAUACUUCGAAAACAUUUGUGUCAUGUAAAGUAUGCGGAGACAAGGCUUCUGGUUACCAUUAUGGCGUGACAUCGUGUGAAGGAUGCAAAGGAUUUUUCCGACGAAGCAUACAGAAACAGAUUGAGUAUCGAUGUUUGCGUGAUGGUAAAUGUUUGGUCAUACGUUUAAAUCGGAAUCGUUGCCAGUAUUGUCGCUUUAGGAAAUGUUUGGCGGUUGGAAUGAGCCGUGACUCCGUAAGAUAUGGCCGAGUGCCUAAGAGAUCACGGGAGUUAAGUGGAAGCGACGAAAAUGCCGAUAGAGAUAAAAGAAAACCGACGCCACAAAUGUGUUCAGUUGCAUCACCACCCGAUAUAGCAUCGCUUGCACCAGACCCAACUGAAUUGCCUGGCUCAACCGAUCUAUCGACAGUAUAUGAUGUUAUUUGUCGUGUUUCACAAGCUGCAGAAGAGACGCUUCUGGUGAGAAAAUCAUCAAUCCAGAUGCAAAGCGACCCAGUUUCCGAUGAAGAAUGUGAGUUGACGGCAACCGUAACGGAUGCAUUAAAGCGAAAGAAAAUUUUACUUUGGCAACAUUUUGCGAGCCACAUCACACCAGGUGUUCAACGUGUAGUCGAAUUUGCAAAACGUGUACCUGGUUUCUGUGAUUUUCCCCAAGACGAUCAACUAAUAUUAAUUAAAUUAGGAUUUUUCGAAAUUUGGCUCAGCCAUGCAACUAAAUUAGCCACCGAUGGAUCGCUUACAUUUGACGACGGCAGUUUUUUGACACGUGACCAAUUGGAAAUUAUAUACGAUAAUGAAUUUGCGCAUGCGUUUCAAAAUUUUGCAAAUGGCCUUAAUGAGUAUGGCUUAAGUGACGCAGAAAUCGGUUUAUUCUCGGCUUUGGUCCUGCUCACGGCCACUCGUCCAGGUAUAACAGAACCUAAACAAAUAUUACGCACACGUGAACGUAUCGCCGAAGCGUUACGUGUACAAAUUGUUCAAACGCGAUCCGGAUCAACAGCGGCAUUACAAUUGAUGCCAGCGCUUGAAGCAAAAAUAACCGAACUGAAAGCGAUCGGUGUGCAUCAUUCAUCACAUUUAAAUUGGCUGCGAAAUAAUUGGACCCUAUUAAGACUUCCACCCCUGUUCGUCGAAAUAUUUGACAUUCCACACGAUGACGAGUGAUCCGAAUAUACACCCAUCCUAAUGAUGAUAUGCAGUUAUGAUUGUUGAUAUAGACUUUUGAUGUUGUUUCACUUUCUUUUUCAAUUUUCGAAGGAGAGGCAGCAAAAACGAAUUGUGGCCAAAUAUAAAUAUACAUGUGUGUAUAACAAACACAAAAUUAAAGAGAGAAAUGCAUUGAAUAUUUGUGAUGAGAAACACAAACAAAAUUUUCCUCUCAAAUGCGGUACAAUCAAAUUUAGAAUGUUAAAAUUACUAUUUCAGAAGAAGAAAAAUGAUGAAAUUGGAAACAAUACGUUUAAAAGAGAAAAAAUAUUUUAAAAUACACACACACACACACACACACUCUAAAAAUCAAUAUGAAUAAAUGAAUACUCUCGAAAUGUUGAUGCAAAGAUAAGUGACGUUACUUAGACUGUAUCGAAAAAUGGCAGCAAAACAUUCAAUGAAAAUGAACAAAAGUAAUCAAUGGAAGUGAAAACUCACACACAAACAAAAACAAUUUCAAAUGAAAUGAAAUCAAUAUUUCUAAUUUCUGUAAUACAUGCGAAAUUUGCCAAAAUUUUAUCCAACCUAAUAGUCGGAAAAAAACCUGAACAUCAAAGAAACAUAAAACAACAACUUAACAUUUAUUGUAUAGAUAACACGAUUUUAGAGCGAGCAUAAAUUAGUACCAGUAAGUUUUAUUUCAGAACAUAUCAAAAUGCGCGUACGAAAAAUUUUGAGACGUCGAGGAAGUGGAAGAAGGAGAAAUUAAAAAUUUAUUGAGAAUAGCGACUCAUAAAGUCUGCUGUGGAGGCUUAAUAUAUUAUUAAUAUAUGUCAAAUAUUUCGUUUCUAUGCAUUGUUUAUCUUCGUUUUCAUUCAAUUUCACAUUUUGUUUUUACAUCUUACUAUUUAUUUUAUCUUCUUUCAAUACGAGGAAGAAAAUAAAAUGGAAAAUAAGUGUUUAGAUCUAACAUUAAAUAGAUUAUUAUAGCAAUUAUCAAGUAAUUGUCUGUUCCUUCAAAUUAAGAUCACAAAAUACGUACAAUUUGUAUUUUUCGUUUUUUUGUACGAAAAAUCAUCAUUCAUAUGUUUUUUUUUCUUCAAUCUAUUCUCUUUCUUUCUAUGUUUCCUAUAACAUUAAAACAAAUUGACAACAAAUGAUUUGUAAUUUUAAAAAAUUUGUGAUUUCUUAUCAGACUUGAAUUGCACAGCAUACUCAUUUUCAUCAUCUUCAUAUCUCUCACACUCUCUAUUUCAUCCAAUCAUAAAUUUUUUUCAUUGAAUCUAGCAUUUUAAGACAUUUUUCAUUUCAUAACCAUUCGACAACACAAUCUUUUUGGGCACAAUAUAUUCUGUUUUUCUCUCCCUCUCUUUCUUCAAUUUCAUUCAAUACAUAAAUGUCGAAGUGAACUGUUGUAAUUUUCAUUCUGGCUGUAAAUUUUAAUUGAAUCGGUGAGAACUAACUUUAAGCCUUAUGCAUUUGCACAUUUUUCGAAAAAACCAUAUUUUUAUGACUUUGAAAGAAUCUCUAAUUUUGCUGAAAAUAUGCAUCAAUUAUCUUUCGUCGUUUUUCGUUUAUGCGAAAAGUGUGAUAGUCCAUAAGGUUAAUUAGAGUGACUAAAAAGCACAUAUACAUACACAUUACAAUAACCCUGUACACGGUCACAAUUAUUCAUUUUUAUGGUGCUACUUUUUUAGUUCAUUUUCAAAUCUCUAUCUCUUUUAUCAUCUUUUUUUAUCGAUUAUACUUGUAUUAAACACUGCAAUUGAUUCAUAGCAAUUUUGCGAUAACUGCCUUUCUUUUUAUAUAAAAGUGUAUUCGUAAUUUUUAAGCGAAAAUAAUGGUGCCGCCUACACUUUCGAAAUGAGCAAUAGCAAAAAAAAAAAUGAAAAAUUCGGCAAACGAUCAGUAGUGUAUUACUUUAGUAAUACACUACUAAUUUUGCAAGUUUCGAAUGAAAUGGCCUCAUUUCUUAUGCGAAUCGAAAUCGACUUUUGUUAUACAUCAAUAAUUUUCCAGAGAUUUACUCGGCACAAUUGUCAUUCACUGAUUGAAACAAUCAGGCAGCUGGGUAUAUGUUGCAUGCGAUAACAUUACAUCGUUCCCUCUUUGAUUUUGAGAAAGUGCGAUUUAUUUUUUUAUAACAGAAUUUAAUUUUUUUUUUGUGGAACUUUUCACACUUCUUUCUUUCACUGCCAUUCAAAAUCAAGAAAGGAAUGACGUACCGUGUCUACAUGCAACAAAGAGAAAAUAAAUGCUUGCAAAAUACUAAUUUAAUAUUGGAAAGCUUUAUUGCGAAGAAAAUGGAGUUAUUGCAAAAACAAUUACUUCAUUUUUUUUAUUAGCAUAUAGUGUCUCUUCUUAUUCAGCCUGUAAAAAAUUUGUUUUUAUCCUCAGUCCAUUAUAUUUCAAUGUUCAUUUCGUUUUUAUAUAAUGAAAUUCUCUUGUUAUAAAUAUUGCGAACGAAAUGUUUACUAUUUGUUUGCUGAACAAAGUGGCAUAUGACAUAGAUUUUGUUUGUAUAGGUAUUUUUUUUGUAAUGUUUCAUUUUGUUUUAAGUUAAAUUCUCGCACAAAAUAAUUAUUUUUAAUUGAAACAAAUAAAAUACAUAAAAAAUAUGUAAACUCUAAUAACAAGAACAAAAACAAGCAAAAACUUUUCAAAAAAGUCAAAAAACGCCCAAUAAAUCUAUCGAUUUCGAUUGCUAGCAAUAUUGUCUGUCGAAGCCAUGCAUUGAGUUUUGACUUUUAUCAGUUCAUUACUUUUAGUUAUUAUUAAUCACCGGAGUUUCCUUUUAUAUAUGGCAUAAACUCAAAUCUAUUUUGUGAUAUCUUAUAUUUGUUUUCUUUUAAUCUUCAAUCGUUCACGAUUUUAUAUGCAUAAACCAGUUCACGGAUUUCAAAUGUUAAUAUGGUUUUCGGUAUAUAAACAUUUUUCUUCCAUUUACGCGUUGCAUGCGAAUCCAAUUUUCAAAUUGGACUAUCAAGGUGUAAUACGAUAAGAAGAAAAAGGCGGACACAUAUUUUUUUUUUUUUUUAAAUAAUGAUAUGGAACUGAAAUGUGAAAUCUAUUAUAUUUUUUAUUUCUUUUGCUCGUCAAAAACUAAUGAAUUUACACAUAAAUACAAAAAAAAGCAAAAUUUAAUAAACUCACCCAGAUCCAAUCAAAUUCAAAGUAGACUCUUUUUAACCAUCAACAAAAACAAAACAACUUACGUUUAAAAAUGAAUAAAAUAUCAACUAUUUCGAUUCCAAAACGAUGCAGUUUUCCUUUUUCAAUUGAUUGGCACACUUACCUGGUCCUUUGAAUGGAAAAAAGUAGUGAGUAUACACGUUUGUUUUACAGCAGCUAUUAAAGUUAGAAUUUUAAUUAACCAAUUCGAGCAUUUUAUU
This is a messenger RNA of Contarinia nasturtii (swede midge), 5373 nucleotides long. RefSeq names its product ecdysone-induced protein 78C (gene Eip78C). Gene Ontology annotation, biological process: regulation of DNA-templated transcription. The coding region runs from base 506 to 1996 and encodes 496 amino acids. The transcript has 8 exons. The record is from RefSeq and is a predicted model, not a curated record. Gene Ontology annotation, molecular function: sequence-specific DNA binding; DNA-binding transcription factor activity; zinc ion binding. NCBI's taxonomy places the organism in Eukaryota, Metazoa, Arthropoda, Insecta, Diptera, Cecidomyiidae.